Molecule: messenger RNA, 1398 nt
Organism: Closterium sp. Naga37s-1
Lineage: Eukaryota; Viridiplantae; Streptophyta; Zygnematophyceae; Desmidiales; Closteriaceae
Source: the annotation of a GenBank genome assembly
AUGUCUAACGGUCGUCCUUCUUUGAAAUGUGCCAUUUGUGUGAAGCACGGAGAUCCACUAUCGCACACCGCGUAUGGGGCGAAGGGUGAGGGUGCUCGGGAUCUCCAGAUAGGCAGCAUCCACACACACUCCUCGACCCGUGCACACAAGCAGUCGGUGGAGAAUCAAGAGAAAGCGGAGGCGGAGAAGGCCAAGCAGGCCACACUCACUCAGUGGCAGACCACGGAUGCUUCUACCCGACACAUCACCCGUCUCCUCCACAUCGCGCUCUUCGUCUGCAAAGCGGACGCACCCAUCGCGAUGUUCGUCCCGCUGUGCUGGUUUCUGUCGAAGGAGGGGUUACCAGACCUCCCUCCCUUUGGCGGCUACGGCGCGUACUACACCGAGGAGGCACUCGCUGCUAGUGGUUCUGCUGAAGAGGUACCUGAGCUGCAAAUGAUUGACGAUGUCGUGCGCGCCUUCGCUGACCACAUCGGCCGCAGCAGCGAGGACUACCAGAAGUUUCACGAGAUGCAGCGGAUAUACUGCCAGACGAAUCUGGAGGCGCAGAAGAUUAGCGAUACCCGAUGGCUCGCCCGUGGUGAAGCGAUACAGCGCCUGCUCGACGUGCUCCCUGCGGCCAUAGUGGUGCUGAAGGAUUACAAGGCGGAACUGUACGAGGUGGUUACCUCGUUCAAGUUCCACUGGCUCAUCUGCUUUCUUGCGGAUGUGCUUUGGGAACUUAACUACCUCAACCAGCGCUUCCAGCAGCGCCAGGUAAGGGCCUUUCGUGCUGACGUUUAUGUUGUCGCAAGCAAACACGUGCACUACCUGACUCAUUGUAAUGCCUUUGUGAAGGUGGACGUUACCCUUGUUGCGCACAUCGUGCAGCAGACAAGGAUGCGUCUGAAGACGCGGUAUUCCCUCCGCGACCCUGCCCACCAUUUCGGCAGCGGGGACAAAAUGCAGCUGCCAGAUUUCAUUCAGAGGCACCAGGCGAAGGAUAAGCGCGAGAUGAAGGCGGAGGGCGUAGACGCGGAUGGGAAUCCCGUCUCGUUUAAAUUCACGCUGCACGAGCGCCCGCUGCCAGGACAUGAAACGGAUGGCAAUGUCACGGCGUGCAUCGAGCUGUCAAUCAAGUAUGUGCGCGCCAUUGACGGCGAGCUGGAGUGGCGGAUGCGCGACCUGCAGCAACUGGAAGGUACAAAGCUGUUUCGCACAGCAUCGUACGUGUCCGACGACACAAAGCGCGUGGAAACAUUCAAGAGGUGGCUCGGCCAGCUGCACAAGUUGUACAACCACAAGCUGCAUGGUAAGCCUACUGUAGCGAUUUUACAUGUUCUGAUGUGUGUUGUUGCAACGAAUUCUCCUGCGUGGGUGACCCGUGCACGUAUUGCUGACUGCUGCUUGUUGGACUAA